AUGGCAAGAUCUAAAGGAAGACAAUCAAAACCAAGCAAGGUUCCUGAAGAGGACUUUGGUAUGACUGAAGUUGAUGCAUUCCAUGCUGCAAAGGAUAAAUUACUCUUAGACGAUUCACAUCCAAUUUAUCAAGGAAAUGAUGAUGAAGAUAGUGAUGAGGAAGUUAUGGGUGUUGAUGAUGAUAGUCAAGUAGAACUUAGUGAAGAAGAUGAGGACGAAGAUGAUGAUGACGAACAAUUUUUUGGUAAAAAAGAUGAAGAUCUUGAAGACCUUGAAGAUGAUGAUGAUACCGCUUGGGGUUCAAGAAAAAGUGCAUAUUAUGGUGCUGAUAAAUUAGAUGACGAUGAAGCUGCUAAAUUACAAGAAGAAGAGGCUCUUCGUAUGCAAAAGAAACAUUUGGAAGAACUUGAGUUGGAUGAUUACGUUGAUGAAGAACUUGAAGAAGAAUGGAAAAAUAGUGCUAAAAAACAUGAUUUUGGUAAUACACUUCCCUCCACUAGUGAAAAAUCUGAUUCUGCUCAAAAUUUUGUGAAUUUAGAUCCUAAAGCUAAGAAGAAACAUAUAAUCAGCGCACAUCCAGAAUUCUUCCCAUUAUCAAAAGAAUUAUCAAGAUUAAAACCAAUUUUAGACGAAUUAAGAGAACAAAAAGAUCAAAGUGAAGUAUCAAAUGUUAAAUUCACUGCUUUAUCAGCUUACUUAGGUGCUAUAAGUUCAUAUUUUGCUAUAUUUUUAGCUUCAUUAAAAGAAGAGGAACCAUUUUCAUUAAAAGAACAUCCAGUUAUGGAAGGUAUACUGAGUUCAAAAGAAGUAUGGAGACAAGCUGAAGAAUUGGAAGAUGUUGAAGAUAUUGAAUCAGAUGAUGAGGAACUAGUCGAUACCACUGCUAAUAAUGAAGAACAACUAGAAGGUUCAGAUGAUGAAUCAAGUGAUGAUGAUGUCUUUGAUUCUGCAAGUGAGGAAGCUGAUUCAAUCCCAGAUAAUGAGCCAGAAAGUGACUUAGAAAUUGAUAUUUCCAAACCACGUAAUUUCAAAAAAGUCAAACCACAAGCUACUGAAGAUUUUGCUGAAGGUGAUAUUGCAGAUGUUGAUGCUGAAGAAAAGAAAAGUCGUAAACGUACCUUACGUUUCUACACCUCUAAAAUUGAUCAACAAGCUAAGAAGAAAGAUGAGAAAUAUACCGGUGAUUUGGAUAUUCCAUAUAAAGAACGUUUAUUUGAAAGACAACAAAGGCUAAUAGAGGAAGCUCGUAAACGUGGUUUACGUGAUGAUAAUGGUGCUGAUUUAGAUGCCGAAGGUGAUUAUGAUUCACAAGAUGAAAAAGAUGCUAAAGAAGUGAAUGGUGGCUUCGAUGACGAUUACUACAACACACUUAAAUCUAAUAAAACUGAAAGUAAAGCUGCAAGAAAAGAAGCUCAUGAACAAGCUGUCAAAGCUGCUAAAGAAGGUAGAUUGGCCGAAUUACAAGAAGAUCUUGGUGAUGAUGGUAAACGUGCUAUUAAUUACCAAAUUUUGAAGAACAAAGGUCUAACUCCACAUCGUAAGAAGGAUAACAGAAAUUCACGUGUUAAGAAGAGAAAGAAGUACGAAAAGGCUCAAAAGAAACUCAAAUCUACUCGUGCUGUAUUUACUCAACCUACUGGUGCUUAUGAAGGUGAAAAAACUGGUAUCAAAAAGAAUUUAUCAAAAUCUGUCAAAUUUUAA
Molecule: messenger RNA, 1701 nt
Organism: Hansenula ciferrii
Lineage: Eukaryota; Fungi; Ascomycota; Saccharomycetes; Phaffomycetales; Wickerhamomycetaceae
Gene: SAS10
Product: rRNA-processing protein SAS10
Exons: 1
Coding region: 1-1701 (566 amino acids)
Biological process (GO): maturation of SSU-rRNA from tricistronic rRNA transcript (SSU-rRNA, 5.8S rRNA, LSU-rRNA)
Cellular component (GO): nucleolus; small-subunit processome
Source: RefSeq, a predicted model, not a curated record